Molecule: messenger RNA, 1557 nt
Organism: Danaus chrysippus (African queen)
Lineage: Eukaryota; Metazoa; Arthropoda; Insecta; Lepidoptera; Nymphalidae
Source: the annotation of a GenBank genome assembly
AUGGUUUCGAACCGAGGCACCCACGUGUUGGUCUGGGAGCAGCCCGGCCUUGAGGACCAGAGGCCUAAGAGUUAUAGUGGUGGCCUGGGUACCCGUCAUUGGGUGACGUUCAUGUUGUUCCUGGGUAUGGCGAACGCUUACAUCAUGAGAACCAACAUGUCCGUCGCCAUAGUAGCUAUGGUUAAUCACACGGCGUUGCCCGUCAAACAGGAGGCUCUGGAUACUGAGUGCGGGAACGUAGAUUCAAAUGUCACUAAAGUGGCGCAAUUACAAGAUGGUUCAUUCGUGUGGAGCUCGAGUCUUCAAGGUUACAUCCUGUCUUCCUUCUUCUACGGUUAUGUCAUCACGCAGAUACCUUUCGGCAUUUUAUCUAAAAGGUACGGCGCCCGUUUGUUCCUUGGUGUAGGCAUGUUGAUCAACUCCGUGUUCGGUCUACUAGUGCCAGUAGCGGCCGAGGCGGGCGUCUGGUGGCUCAUACUAGUGAGAUUCAUACAAGGAUUGGGAGAGGGACCAAUAGUUCCUUGUUCUCACGCGAUGUUAGCGAAAUGGAUUCCUCCUAAUGAAAGAAGUCGAAUGGGAGCGGCGGUGUAUGCUGGUGCCCAGUUCGGUACAGUGAUCUCAAUGCCUCUGUCCGGUCUCCUGUCAGCCUACGGGUUCGCGGGCGGCUGGCCGUCCAUCUUCUACGUGUUCGGACUCGUCGGCACUCUAUGGUGCAUCAUGUUCCUAUUAUUCGUGUCCGAAGACCCAGAACAGUGUCCGAGAAUUAAGGAGGCUGAGAAGAAAUAUAUAUUGAGCUCGCUGUGGGGCGCCGCUGGGUCAAGUUCACCACCAAUUCCGUGGAGCAAGAUUCUUCUGUCCACUCCGUUUUGGGCUAUAAUGUUGGCACACAUGGGACAGAACUAUGGAUACGAAACAUUGAUGACGGAACUACCAACAUUCAUGAGACAAGUACUCCACUUCUCCAUCAAAGAUAAUGGCUUCGUCUCUGCUCUUCCAUACUUAUGUAUGUGGCUCUUCUCAAUGUUUAUUUCCGUGGUCGCUGAUUGGAUGCUUUCAAGCGGCAGAUUCAACCACACUCAAGUCCGAAAAAUUAUUAACAGUAUUGGUGAAUACGGCCCGGCCAUAGGUCUGUUCAUAGCUGCCAACACUGGCUGCGACCCAGCAGCCACGGUCGCGAUACUCGCUGUGGGAGUGGGACUCAAUGGUGGAAUAUACUCAGGGUUCAAGGUGAACCACCUGGACAUAUCUCCUCGGUUCGCGGGCAUCUUGAUGGCAUUCACUAACUGUCUCGCUAACCUCACCGGCCUACUGGCGCCCAUCAUAGCCGGCUACAUCAUCGAGGGCAACCCCUCUCAAGCUCAAUGGAAGAAAGUAUUCUACAUCGCAGGAGGAGUGUAUAUAUUCUCCGCGACCUUCUACAAUAUAUUCGGCUCUGGAAGGAGGCAGGACUGGGACAAUCCCGCUGAGGACGAAGCUAUAGCGAAGAAAGCAGCUGCCAAGAAAAAUAAUAAACUAGAGAGACAAACGAACCAGAACACAGCGGAGACCGCGCAAUAG